Molecule: messenger RNA, 933 nt
Organism: Lates calcarifer (barramundi perch)
Lineage: Eukaryota; Metazoa; Chordata; Actinopteri; Centropomidae
Product: olfactory receptor 2AT4-like
Exons: 1
Coding region: 1-933 (310 amino acids)
Biological process (GO): G protein-coupled receptor signaling pathway
Cellular component (GO): membrane
Molecular function (GO): G protein-coupled receptor activity; olfactory receptor activity
Source: RefSeq, a predicted model, not a curated record
AUGAUGGAUAAUGUUUCUGUCAUAACAAUACUCUUUCUCUCAGGUUUAAAUGAAACAAAGAACCACAGAUUUACUCUUUUCUCUCUCACUUUACUGUGUUAUUGUGUCAUUCUGAUGGUGAAUAUUUCUCUUAUUCUCACCAUCAUCUUGGACAAAAACCUCCAUGAGCCAAUGUAUAUUCUGUUGUGCACUUUCUGCAUGAAUGGACUUUAUGGGACGACAGGUUUCUACCCUAAAUUUCUCUGGGAUCUGCUCUCUCCUGCUCAUGUCAUCUCUUACUCUGGAUGCCUGCUUCAGGCUUUAGUAAUGUACUCUUUUGCCUGCAGUGAACUUGCUUUUCUUGCAGUGAUGGCAUAUGACAGAUAUGUGGCUAUAUGUCGACCACUGGAGUACCACUCUAUCAUGUCGAAGCAGAGACUCUUCAAGUUAGUGUGUUUCUCUUGGUUAACACCUCUCUGCAUCAUAGGUACAAAUAUUUUUCUAACAUCUAGAUUAAAGUUAUGCAGCCCGUACAUCGCCAGACUCUUCUGUGUGAACUGGAUUAUUGUCACACUUGCUUGUUUCCCAAAUGAAACUAUUGUUAACAACAUAGUUGCGUACAUAACGAUACUGAUUUAUGUUUUUCAUGGCGUUUUUAUAAUUUGGUCCUACAUGUAUCUCAUUAAAACAUGUGUCAGUUCUAUAGAAAACAGGGCAAAGUUCAUGCAGACAUGUGUGCCACAUUUACUCUCUUUACUCACUUUUCUUUUUACUGUUCUUUUUGAUGUGAUGAAUAUGCGAUUUGCUUCAAAAGAUUUACCUCAAACCUUUCAAAACUUUGUUGCAAUAGAAUUUCUUGUCAUACCUCCCAUCAUGAAUCCUCUCAUUUAUGGUUUCAAAUUGACCAAAAUUCAGAACAGAUUUUUGAAUGUUGUCAGUUUUAAGAUUAAAUGA